ACCUGUUCUCUUGAAAAUGGCGAUCUUUCUACAGGGGAAUAAAUCCUCGAUGGCCUCACUUGUCAUGAACGUUCUCGGUCCCUUCCUCCUGCUGUGGGGAGUCUCGAACGCAUGGCUCAACGACUGGGAUAAGCCGUUCAACUUCGCUUGUCCUUGGGGACAAGCAAUCUCUCGCAUUAUUAGUGAACACCAUAACAGGCACGAGGAUCGGCGUUACGAAAUCUUCUGUCGCCCAGCUGAAACAUGGAUCGACACGUGCGAGUGGACCUCAUACGUCAACGACUUUCGUAGCUCAUUUUACAAAUUAUGUCCCAACGAUGUUAUCAUGAAAAUAAAUAUGAGGAUCGAAGAUUCAACUUCAUAUGUUGCCGAGGAAAUCAAAAUUGCAGGAAAAGUUGUUAUUGGUCUGGCUGGAGUACCUAUGACGGCAGAAUUGACAUCAGCAUACCGAUUGACCACUUCAUUGGAGGCAUCCAUAGCUUAUAUAGUACACACCACAGAGAUCGGAUAUUCGAUUUCCUCAUCUGCCGGUUGGAGUGCUGCUGGUGCUGAACGGUACAUCUUGGAGAAUCUGGAGACUCCUGAUGAA
Messenger RNA from Darwinula stevensoni, 589 nucleotides. The record is from the annotation of a GenBank genome assembly. NCBI's taxonomy places the organism in Eukaryota, Metazoa, Arthropoda, Ostracoda, Podocopida, Darwinulidae.